Asparagus officinalis (garden asparagus) is the source of this 1260-nucleotide messenger RNA. RefSeq lists its product as uncharacterized. The transcript has 2 exons. The record is from RefSeq and is a predicted model, not a curated record. The coding region runs from base 154 to 1170 and encodes 338 amino acids. NCBI's taxonomy places the organism in Eukaryota, Viridiplantae, Streptophyta, Magnoliopsida, Asparagales, Asparagaceae.
UUUUAUGUCUUACUGAAUGCUCCAAAUCCAUCCUCUACUCAAUCUUGCGCAAAGCAGGCCUUUGCCAUUUUGACCCCCAAUAUCUCUGACAAAUUAAACCCCAACAAGAAAAGGAAAAAAGAAAAAAGAAUCUCCAUAGCAUUGAUAGAUGAAAUGAGAUUGCUCUCUGCUUCCCCUUGCUGCUCUCUCUUGCCUUCUUCCUCAUCUCAGCCCAAUCAUGCAGGCCAUGUGUUCGCUCAUAUUCCCCUUCGAGCUCUCUCAGGGUCCUCAUAUCUUCCUUCAAUGGCCCACCCUUAUUUCACCCGUUCUAAACUCCUGUUACCAAGAAAAAACAACCCCAAAGGCUACAUUCCUCGGACAUGCACCACUUCCUCCUUUCCGUCAUCUCCUUCAUCAUCACCACGAAUUCUUUGCCAGCUCACCUCAUCGGACGCACCUCAGCGUUCAGAUGAGUGGUUCUCUCUUCGAAGGGACAAGCUAACCACGAGCACAUUCAGCACUGCCUUAGGCUUCUGGAAGGGCAACAGACGCUCAGAACUCUGGUAUGAAAAGGUAUAUGCACCUACUACUGAUACAUUAGAUUCCGCCGCCAAAGCUGCAAUGAAUUGGGGUGUAGUGAAUGAAGCCAAAGCCAUUGAGCAAUACAAAAGCAUAACGGGUCGUGAUGUGGGCCUAUUGGGCUUUGCAGUACAUGCCGAGGCCAAAUUUGGGUGGCUUGGAGCCUCCCCAGAUGGACUCUUGGAUUGUUAUCCUAACAAUGGGAUCUUAGAAGUGAAGUGUCCUUAUAACAAAGGGAAGCCAGAGCUUGCAUUGCCGUGGAAUGCAAUGCCUUACUAUUAUAUGCCGCAAGUGCAAGGGCAAAUGGAGAUUAUGGACCGAGAUUGGGUUGAUUUGUAUUGUUGGACUCCAAACGGGAGUUCAAUAUUUAGGGUUGUUCGUGACCGGGAGUAUUGGGAGCUUAUGCAUGGAAUUCUUAAUGAGUUUUGGUUUGGGAAUGUUGUGCCAGCAAGAGAGGCCAUACUACUGGGAAAGGAAAUUGAGGCUAAAGCGUAUGAACCUUCUUCGAAGCAUGAGUUGACAAGCUUAGUCAUUGCGAGGAGUAGGAAAUUGGCGAGAGAGUCGAGGAUGUUGUGUAGAGAUAUUGGAGGUCAUGUGGAAUUCUUUAGAUAGUUUGUUUGUUGUUGGAUUGUCGGAGAAAUUUGCUCCGUUGUAUUUGUUUCACUCUCAUGCCAUUAAUGUUAUAUUUAUUGAUUACCAUUU